Molecule: messenger RNA, 1221 nt
Organism: Penicillium longicatenatum
Lineage: Eukaryota; Fungi; Ascomycota; Eurotiomycetes; Eurotiales; Aspergillaceae
Gene: trm10
Product: tRNA (guanine(9)-N(1))-methyltransferase
Exons: 1
Coding region: 1-1221 (406 amino acids)
Biological process (GO): tRNA N1-guanine methylation
Cellular component (GO): nucleus
Molecular function (GO): tRNA binding
Source: RefSeq, a predicted model, not a curated record
AUGGACGACGAUAGGCCUAGAAAAUUGCCUAAGCUUGGCCACGACGACGAGACUACCCAAUCAGAGCUCGGACCUGCUAUGACUGGUGCCGUACAAGAUGCGCAAGAAUCCGCGAAUACGGCCGUGUCUACGAUUGAAGACGCGAACCCGAAACAGUCAGAGCCACAAAAUGCCAACGCCGAAUCAAGCACUGCCGCAGCUGCACCGGCCGAAGGCACAGAGGAUGCCGCACCGAAAAUGUCCAAGAAUCAACUAAAGAAGCUCCUCAAGAGAGAGAAAUGGGAGAAUGAACGCGACCUACGCCGGCUCCAGCGGAGAGAAAAGAUGGCCGACAAAAAAGUGCGCCGACAAGCGAUGGUCGAACAAGCUCGGGCGACGGGUGGUGAGGAGGCAGUGAAGGAAUUGCGCAAGGGCUGGGAGGGUCUACGGGCCAAGCACAGAAAGUCGACUCUACUGCCUUUUACAAUUAUCAUUGACUGCGGCUACGACGAACUUAUGAACCCCAAAGAGCGCGUCUCCCUGUCAUCGCAAUUGACACGUUCCUACUCGGAGAACACUCGCGCAAAAUGGCGGUCGAAUCUAAUGUUCAGCUCUUUCGACAAACUUCUCAAGGAUCGUUUCGACAACGUGCUCCCGGCGCACAAGAACUGGAAGGGAGUCAAGAUCAUCCAGGAUGAUUUCAUGGUUGCUGCUGAAAUGGCAAAGGGUUUCAUGGGUCCUCCCCGGGGUGGAAGGCUAGCUGGUCCUUUUGCUGGAAUGACCGAUGCUAAACCUGAGGAUGGAGAAAUUAUCUACCUCAGCAGUGACAGCGACAAUACAUUGACUGAGCUCAAGCCAUACGAUACUUAUAUCAUUGGUGGACUGGUGGAUAAGAAUCGACACAAGGCCGUUUGCUACAAGAGCGCCAUGGCGAAGGGUAUUAAGACGGCGAAGCUUCCCAUUGGCGAUUACAUCCAAAUGGCAUCUCGUUCGGUGUUGACAACCAAUCAUGUCGUGGAUAUUAUGCUGAAGUGGUUGGAGCUGGGUGACUGGGGAGAGGCUUUCAUGAAGGUCCUGCCGCAGAGGAAAGGAGGAAAGUUGCUUACUGGCUCUAACGAGGCUGGAGAUGGCGAUGAGGCGGAGGAAGAGCCUGAAGAUGAACAUGAGAAUGAGGAGGAUCAGAUCGCAGCUGUUGAGGCUGCUGCCGAAGAGGGAUGUGAGGAAGUGGAAGAGAAUUCAUGA